Molecule: messenger RNA, 3003 nt
Organism: Aptenodytes forsteri (emperor penguin)
Lineage: Eukaryota; Metazoa; Chordata; Aves; Sphenisciformes; Spheniscidae
Gene: PLCD4
Product: phospholipase C delta 4
Exons: 15
Coding region: 121-2472 (783 amino acids)
Biological process (GO): intracellular signal transduction; lipid metabolic process
Molecular function (GO): phosphatidylinositol-4,5-bisphosphate phospholipase C activity; calcium ion binding
Source: RefSeq, a predicted model, not a curated record
GCUUCCCGGUAACGCAAAUUAAUAUUUCAUGAGCACGGCGGGGUGAACUCAACACUUAAGGAAAGCAAUGACCCAGCAGGAGACAGGCGCAGUGGCUGCCAGCGCGGAGGAGGCAGAGCCAUGGCAUCGCUGCUGUGCAAUGCCCGCAUCCAGCUCACAGACACGCUGGAGCAGAUGCAGCAAGGGACGCUGAUGCGCAAAGUCAAGUCCAAGAGCUGGAAGAAGCAGCGUUACUUCAAGCUGCAGGAUGACUGCAUGACCAUCUGGUAUCAGUCCAAGAGGACAGGCAAAACUGAGUCUGCCUUCUCCAUCAGUGAUGUGGAGACAGUGCGGGAAGGGCACCAGUCGGAGGUGCUGCAGAGCCUGGCCGAGGAGUUCCCCCCCGAGCGCUGCUUCACUAUUGUCUUCUUUGGCCGCCGGGGCAACCUGGACCUCAUUGCCAGCUCGGCAGAGGAGGCGCAGUGCUGGGUCCAGGGCCUGCGCCAGCUCAUCGAGGUGGCCACCAGCAUGGACCAAAGGGAGAAGAUAGACCAGUGGAUUCGUGACUGGUUUCAGAAAGCCGAUAAGAAUAAGGAUGGGCGCAUGAACUUCAAGGAGGUGCAGCGUCUUCUCAAGAUGAUGAACGUGGACAUGAAUGAGGAUCAUGCCCUGCGGCUCUUCCAGGCUGCUGACAAGUCGGAGUCGGGGACGCUGGAAGGGGAGGAGUUCGUGCUCUUCUACAAGGCCCUCACGCAGCGUGAGGAGGUGCUGAGCCUCUUCCAGGACUUCUCUGAGGAUGGGAAGAAGCUGACGCUGCUGGAGCUGGUGGAUUUCCUGCGGCAGGAGCAGCUGGAGGAUGAGGGCACAGAGGAGCUGGCCAUGGAACUCAUUGACAAGUACGAACCGUCGGAGACAGCCCGGGCUCGCCACGCGCUGAGUGCUGAUGGGUUCCUCAUGUACCUCUGCUCCCCGGAGGGCUCCAUCUUCAACCCCCGGCACCGGGCGCUGUGGCAGGACAUGAGCCAGCCGCUCUGCCACUACUUCAUCUCCUCCUCCCACAACACCUACCUGAUAGAGGACCAGAUCCGGGGCCAGAGCAGCAUCGAGGGCUACAUCAGGGCUCUGAAACGGGGCUGCCGGUGCCUGGAGGUGGAUUGCUGGGACGGGCCGAACGGGGAGCCCAUGGUGUACCACGGCCACACCUUCACCUCCAAGAUCCCCUUCCGGGAGGUGGUGAGCACCCUGGGGAAGUACGCCUUCAAGACCUCGGACUACCCAGUGAUCCUGUCCCUGGAGAAUCACUGCAGCAUGGAGCAGCAGGAGGUCCUGGCCCAGCAGCUCAAGGCCAUCCUGGGGGAGCAGCUCCUCACUGCCACCACUGAUGGGCGCGUCCCCACCCAGCUCCCAUCCCCAGAGGAGCUGAAGCACAAGAUCCUGCUGAAGGGGAAGAAGAUCGGGCGGCUGGAGGACAUGCUGGACGGGCCAGGUGACGAGGCGCCCGAUGUGUCUGAUGAUGACAACGGGGCAGAAGCAGAGGAGAGGCGGAGGGUGAAGAAGGACAAGGAGAGCCUGGCGCAGGCGUUGUCUGACUGCAUCGUCUACUGCAAGAGCGUGUCCUUCCGGGGCUUCCAGGAGGCCCGCAGCCAUUCCCGGCCCUCCGAGAUCUCCUCCCUCGCUGAGGCCAAGGCCAGGAAGCUCAUCCGGGAUGCAGGGAAUGAGUUUGUCCGCCACAACACCUGGCAGCUGACACGUGUCUACCCCAGUGGGAUGCGGACUGACUCCUCCAACUACAGCCCCCAGGAGAUGUGGAACGUGGGGUGCCAGAUAGUGGCCCUGAACUUCCAGACGGCCGGCAUGGAGAUGGACCUGUGUGAUGGGCUCUUCAGCCAGAAUGGCCGCUGCGGCUACGUGCUCAAACCACCCUUCAUGAGGGAUGAGGAGACUCUCUUCAACCCCAGUGACCCCAGCAGCCGGGAGGGCCCUGGCCCCAUCACCCUGACGAUCCAGGUGAUCAGCGGGCAGCAGCUGCCCAAAGUGGCCAACAGCAAGGACGGAGCCGUCAUCGACCCGCUGGUGCGCGUGGAGAUCCAUGGGGUCCCGGCAGACCAGGCACACCAGGAGACCAAGUACAUUGAGAACAAUGGUGAGCCCCACGGUGGUACCAGGGACGCUGUUGCACCCAGGCAGCCCGUCCCUGCCCUCCCUCACCCUCCCAGCACCCGCUCUCCCUUCCCAGGGUUUAACCCCCGCUGGGAUGAGACACUCCAGUUCCAGCUCCACGUGCCUGAGCUGGCCCUUGUCCGCUUCGUGGUGGAGGAUUACGACAAGACCUCCAGGAACGACUUCGUGGGCCAGUUCACCUUAGCCUUUGCCAACAUCAAACCAGGCUACCGCCACAUCCAUCUCCUUUCCAAGGAUGGUACCAGCAUCCCACCCUCUUCGCUCUUCGUCCACAUCCACAUCACCGAGCCGCCCGGCCCGGAGCAGGACUGAGCCCACGGGGCGAGCAGGACCUGGAUGGAAGCCAUAGAGAUGGCCCCGAGCAGCUGGGGCCGCAGAGCCAACCGCAUCGCCCUCUUGUUGAGCUGUUUGCGUCAUCCCUGUGUCGUCGUCACUGCUGUGCCCCCAUUUGCAGCAGCCUCCAGGGGCUGGGAAAAGGCACUGACCUCCCCUUCCCAGGUUUGGGACGCUGCCUCCCAUGCAUGAGUGUGGGGUCUGCACUGGUGCAGCCCCCUGCCGCCCCCACAUGCAGCCCUCCCUGGCCCGCGGGCAGAGAGAUGGUACACAGCACCCCGGCUCUGCCGCAUGGGCUGGUCCCCCCCCGCCAGGGGAGCAAGGCUGGAGCCGAGCAAACCCCAGGGCUGAGCAGAGCUGGGAGAGGAGUCGGUCCUCACUGCCCCCAACCCUGCAGAGCCCCAUCACAGCCCCUGGAUCCUACAGCCCCCAGGGGUGCUCCUGGCCGGUGCCCGUUACUAACCCUUGCCGUGUCCUUUCUCUGUAAGCAACUUAAUAAAUUGUUCGGUG